AUGGACAACAAGGCUGGCAAUACUGCUAGCAACAGACACGGCUUUCGCGCUGAGCGCGACUCCGACUUUGACCGGCACCAAGACUAUGGUCCCCACCGCCGCUUACGUUCUAGGCGAGCUGUUUGUACCGGCACCGCUCCAACGACGGCGCCGACUGCCACGGCAGUGUCGUAUGUCCCCAAUGCUUACUUCCCAUUCCCCUACAUAGCAACGUCACUCGACCGUGGCGAGUGCUCCUCGGCCCUUAGCCAAUGUUCCCGGAACUACCAGAGUUGUGUCACUCAGCUGGACGGCAACGCGGGCUUCGGCGUUACCGUAGUCAUUCCCGGCGGAGGUGGAACUACCGUCGCCGCCACCCGUCCGGACGUCGGAACAUCGGCGACACCGAUUUGUUCCAGUCUUAGCUCUCAAGCCUGCUACGGCUUGUCCAACGACCAGUGCGCGCAAUCGACAACAGUGAACGGCGUCGUUAUCAAUGCUGCUGCACGGCCAACAGCGGCCUGCGUGGCUAGACUCGCAGCGGGAUUAGGAAUCGCUGUCUUCGGUGCCAUGCGAUGA
Colletotrichum orchidophilum is the source of this 558-nucleotide messenger RNA. RefSeq lists its product as uncharacterized. The transcript is spliced from 2 exons. Bases 1 to 558 code for a protein of 185 amino acids. The record is from RefSeq and is a predicted model, not a curated record. Lineage: Eukaryota; Fungi; Ascomycota; Sordariomycetes; Glomerellales; Glomerellaceae.